Cajanus cajan (pigeon pea) is the source of this 1042-nucleotide messenger RNA. RefSeq lists its product as uncharacterized. The record is from RefSeq and is a predicted model, not a curated record. Lineage: Eukaryota; Viridiplantae; Streptophyta; Magnoliopsida; Fabales; Fabaceae.
AUAACAAACUGACUUUACAAUGUUCCCCAAAUUAAAAUAUUCCUUCUUUCUAAUCUUUCCCUUAUUUUGACCAUCUCCCUCUCUUUUCCCUUCCCCUAUAUAAUGUUUCCAACCCCCACCUCUCUCUCCUCAUCUAGUCAUCUUCCCCCUCAACCAAUUCCCCACAAUCUAGUUUCAUUUCUUGUGCCCCCUUUACUUAUAUUUCAAUAAAUGGAGGAAACUUUGGUGAUGCCAAAGAGGCCUAGAGAAGAAGCCCAAGUGGAAAAAGGCUUGGACUUUGAAAAGGAAGAAGACUACACCAAGAGGCACAAACCAUACAACCACAUCCUCUCACUUCUUGAUUUGGAGGAAGAGGAGUCAACACAAGACCUCUCUCCUCUCAUGACAACCCUCCAAAAGGAAAUCACUUGUGCCUCUAACAACACCUCACAUGAUGAUGAUACCCUUUUGUUGUGCCCAACUCAUGGAAAUGACCAAGAGACCCUCACAAUCACUACUUUAGAGGACAACACCACAACCUCACAAGAGGAGGAGAGUGACAAAGAGAGGGUCAUGAGACAUCUUCUUCAUGCCUCUGAUGAUGAACUUGGGAUCCCAAGUAGUGGGGAUAAUGAUGGGUUUUUUGGGCUUGGUGAAGAUAGGGUUAAUAGUGGAGAUGGCUUUUCUUCUUUGUGUGAUAAGUUGUGGGAGCUUGAAGAUGAGAGAGCUAACUACUAUGCUUUCUUGCAAUCUGAACUAUUCCUUGGGGGGCAUUAGGAAACUGAAAAAUUAUUAUCAACUAGGUGAUAACAUAUUAGGAUCAAAGAUGGAGAAUUUUUUCUUUUCUUCUUUUCUUUUUAUUUUAUGUAGUUUAAUUUUUUAAAGCUUCUUUUGUAAAGACCACGGGAAGCAUAUGACUCUAUGUUGUCAUUGCUUACUAUCUACUGUUAAGCAGUGCCACUUUUGCAGGUCAAUCGGUACUUCUGCCCUAGAAAAAUCAACUAGAUACAUUAAAAAAGUAAGAGUAUUAGUUUUUUUUUAAUUCUUAAUUUGUCGUUGUCUU